CUUUUUGCUGAUUUUGCAACCAUGUACAUGCAGUGUACAUGAGUAUAUAAACACUGGUGUCAGAGCUGUUCAUAACCUGCACACUGGAAGACUGAAGCUACUGGCUGACACUGAAAAGAGAGAAAGACCUUCUAUAAAAAGAGACACCAUGAAGCUGCUGGUUGUGUCUGCACUUCUUUGUGGAUUGAUGGUUCUGACCACUGCUGCUCCCAACAGUCACCUGGUCAAGAGGUCCACUGAUUGUCCUCCUGGUUGGACUCGCAUCAGUGAUCGCUGCUUUUACUACGUUCCAACAGUCAUGAGUUGGGCUAGAGCUGAGAGAAAUUGCUUGUCCAUGGGGGCAAACCUUGCAUCAGUGCACAGCUUAAGUGAGUACCAGACAAUUCAGAGUCUGACUGCCCAUUAUGGCUACCCCCGAACUUGGAUUGGAGGGACUGAUGCACCCCAGGAAGGUAUUUGGUUGUGGAGUGAUGGGACAAGUUUUCACUAUUCACACUGGUGCCCAGGAGAGCCCAAUAAUGUUUCUCACAAUCAGCAUUGUAUUCAGAUAAAUCAUGGAGAUUCCAAGUGCUGGGAUGAUUUGGGGUGUGAUCGUCAUCUGCCAUCUGUCUGCGCCAAGAAAGUCUAAUGUUUCUUGGACUUGCACUGAUGUAUGAAAUUCCCAUAAAACACACGCUGAUGUACGAUGGUGUUUGUGUUUCGCUAGCUCUUACUUUAUUUUGCAGCAUUAUAUUUUUUCUCUCUAUAGCACCCAAAGAAAAUGAACAAUCAACACAAGUUGGGCUGUCUUUAAGGCCUUGUGACUUUAGUGGGAGCAGACUUGUUACCAAAGGAUUGAUUUUAUAUUUUUCUUCUGCAGAGAAAACUGUUCUCUUCUUUCUUUAACAUUAAAGCAUCAAAACAACAUUAACGCAUUAAACAAGCAUAUCUCU
Oreochromis aureus is the source of this 932-nucleotide messenger RNA. RefSeq names its product ladderlectin-like. Bases 149 to 628 code for a protein of 159 amino acids. NCBI's taxonomy places the organism in Eukaryota, Metazoa, Chordata, Actinopteri, Cichliformes, Cichlidae. Gene Ontology annotation, molecular function: signaling receptor activity. The record is from RefSeq and is a predicted model, not a curated record. The transcript has 6 exons.